This is a messenger RNA of Merops nubicus (carmine bee-eater), 757 nucleotides long. RefSeq names its product opioid receptor, delta 1 (gene OPRD1). The transcript is spliced from 3 exons. Lineage: Eukaryota; Metazoa; Chordata; Aves; Coraciiformes; Meropidae. Gene Ontology annotation, biological process: G protein-coupled opioid receptor signaling pathway; neuropeptide signaling pathway. Gene Ontology annotation, molecular function: neuropeptide binding; G protein-coupled enkephalin receptor activity. The annotation marks the transcript as partial. Gene Ontology annotation, cellular component: membrane; neuron projection. The record is from RefSeq and is a predicted model, not a curated record.
GUACACCAAGAUGAAGACAGCCACUAACAUCUACAUCUUCAACCUGGCCCUGGCAGACGCCCUGGCCACCAGCACGCUGCCCUUCCAGAGCGCCAAGUACCUGAUGGAGACCUGGCCCUUUGGGGAGCUGCUCUGCAAGGUCGUGCUCUCCAUCGACUACUACAACAUGUUCACCAGUAUCUUCACCCUCACCAUGAUGAGCGUGGACCGUUACGUCGCCGUGUGCCACCCGGUCAAGGCCCUGGACUUCCGCACGCCGGCCAAAGCCAAGGUCAUCAACGUCUGCAUCUGGGUGCUCUCCUCCCUCAUCGGGGUGCCCAUCAUGGUCAUGGCAGUCACCAAGUCAAAAGAGGGGACGGUGCUGUGCACGCUCCAGUUUCCUGAUCCUCCCAUCUACUGGGACACCGUGACCAAGAUCUGCGUCUUCAUCUUCGCCUUCCUGGUGCCCAUCUUGGUCAUCACCAUCUGCUACGGGCUGAUGAUCCUUGGGCCCCCCAUCCACAUCUUCGUCAUCGUCUGGACGCUGGUGGACAUCGACAAGAAGAACCCCUACGUGGUGGCCAGCCUGCACUUCUGCAUCGCCCUGGGCUACACCAACAGCAGCCUGAACCCCGUGCUCUACGCCUUCCUGGACGAGAACUUCAAGCGGUGUUUCCGGGAGUUCUGUUUGCCCCUCCGUGCCCGGGGGGACCGGGGCAGCUUCUCCCGUGGUGGGCACGGCCCCCGGGAGCGCGUCUCCACCUGCGCCCCCUCGGAA